Molecule: messenger RNA, 1089 nt
Organism: Racocetra fulgida
Lineage: Eukaryota; Fungi; Glomeromycota; Glomeromycetes; Diversisporales; Gigasporaceae
Source: the annotation of a GenBank genome assembly
AUCUUAAUAAGCAUAUGGACUUAACACGAUUCAGACCAUGUCGGGCUCUCUUGCAACUAACGCAAGCGCAAAAUAUAUCUCAAACUGGAAACACUAUUCAAGCUCCAGCUCCAGUAGACAAUUUAGCACUAGCCUCCGAAGGCGAUUUAAUAUCAUUUGACAAAAACCCGCCAACACACCAGCCAGCUCAGCCGAGUGUGCCGGCAGUUGAUCUUUUAACUGGUGAUAUUCCAGAAGCAGAUCCCGAAGCUGGUCCAGGUCCUAGAACACAAAUACAUAGGGAGCAAAAAAAGAAAUUAGUUUUAACUAUAAAUGAACUAAUAAAAUGGUUAUCAAAACCAGAAAUAAAAAAUAACAAAAAAAUUAGAUCCAAAUUAGUUCCUAAAACAGAUAAAGAAUGGUUCGAUCUAAUGGAAUCAAAUAUUAGUGAACCUAGUAAUCCAGAACCUCAAGCUUAUCAUUUUCUAGAUUUGGAUAUAGAAGUAUCUUGGCCAGUCUUAUUUCCAGAUGACGAAAAACAUCGUGCAAUUUGGCAGAAAGGAAUUCAGUAUGCAAAGGAUAUAUUUAAGGUAGAUGGAGCUGAAUAUGCCUUUUCAACCUGGUUUAUAGAUACUGAGGAACUUAAAUUAGAAGCUGGAAUGACCGAAGGGCGAGCCCAAGAAAUUUUGAAUGCAAUCGAUAAUAGUGAGUUCUUAAUAAGGGUAAAAUUCAUUCGAGAUGAUUCUGUAUAUAGAGAUGAAUCUCAAGCAAAGAUCGCUUUUAAAAUUAUUGAUAAAUAUGAGCCUAUUCGUGAAUCAAAAAAGGCAGGUGGAAAAUACGUCGGGGGUGGUCCAAAUGUUAUACUUACAAAGAAAACGAAACCAGGAUUUUGGGUAGGAAUAGAUGAAAAAUUUUUGGUUAGAGAAGUCAGUGAGCAAUCUGAGGUAGGGAAGCUUGACAGUAAUGCAGUAGUAUAUGGAUUAUAUCGAAUCCGAAAGCCAGAUGUCAAUCGAUUAAUACCUAUAAAAGAUGGAGCACUUAACUGUGUAGCUCAACGAGUAAUAGAGCAUUUUGAUAACACUAAGCGAGGGCAUGGACUCACAGAAAUUC